This is a messenger RNA of Bemisia tabaci, 4899 nucleotides long. RefSeq lists its product as uncharacterized. The record is from RefSeq and is a predicted model, not a curated record. Gene Ontology annotation, molecular function: protein serine/threonine kinase activity; protein binding. Gene Ontology annotation, biological process: actomyosin structure organization; peptidyl-threonine phosphorylation. Gene Ontology annotation, cellular component: cytoskeleton; cytoplasm. Lineage: Eukaryota; Metazoa; Arthropoda; Insecta; Hemiptera; Aleyrodidae.
AACUGUCAAAAGAAACUUCAAAGUCCAAAACAACUAAACUUUGAUAAUUAUUUUAACGUGAAUUCAGUCCCAAAUCAUUUAAUUUUGCCCCAGUCCGCGCAUUGUGUGUGCUCCUACGUAUCAUAAAAGCUGUUAAAGUGUUCUGUCUUCAGAAAGUACGAAGUUAUCGCUUAUUUUAGCCAAAAUCUUGUGCAUCACUUGCCUACAUGCUUCUAUUCACCCUCACACUCACCGUUUGAUACUUGUGUACAUAUUUAUUACCCUCGUUGAUCAUUCAUUAUCAUGCGUUAGCUGAACUGAGGCAACAUGUACUCUCCUGUCGCCCGAAAAUAUUUCCACUUGGAAAUGUCAUCUUCUCUUGAUGAGAAGAUGAAAUCUUCCACUCCAUUUAGUGAAGCUGCAGCAGAUAGAAGACUAUCAGUGGACAACAAUGAUUCAUCCAGAAGGCGAACAUUGAAACGACACCAGUCUCUUCCAAACGUAACUAAUGCAAAUAAAGCUAUCAAUCAUCCGUCAAGUCCAAUUGACAGCUUGACCCGCAUUGAUUCUGAUUUACAAUUAAUGAAAGUCAUCCAAGAACGGGAUAAAAUGAACCUAGAGCUUAUUAAACUUCAAAAGAUGAAUCAGAAUCUUCAAAGAACUUUGAAUACCGAAAGAGAAAAUUUCGAAACAUGCAAAUUAAAGCUCAGUGAAAGUCUCCACGAUGAGAAGGUUAGAGAAAGUUUAAAAACGGCAGAAUUGAAAUAUUCCAUCAACAAGAAGCUUGCUAAGCAGUUCAAAAAUCUCCUGGAAGAAAAAGAAAAGCAGUUGGAAAGUUUGAAAGUUGAGAAUGAAAUAACACAUUCAGAAUUAAAGAAGAAAGAGGAGCAAGUUAACACCAUUUGCCAUAAAUGCUCUGAAAAAGGAAUUGAGGAAGAAGAUGCAACUGCAAGAGUUCAGAUACUUGAGGCUCAACUGACAAGAGCAAGAGAAAUAUCAAUUAGUGAACGCAAAGUUUCCAAAGAACUUCAGACAGAACUUUGGAAGAAAGAAAGGGAGCUCAAAGAUACAAAAAUAGAUUUGCGAAUUGCCCAGCGAAGCUUGAAGUCAGCGGAGGAAUCAAUUAAAAAACUGAAUGAAGAAGGAUUUGAAUAUGCAUCAGCUGCAUUGAAAGAAAAGGAAGCCGUUUUCAAUGAGGAGAAAGAAUCUUUACAGGGAGAAGUGAAAAAAUUGCGAGGUGAAUUAGAGAAAGCACAAACUGAGUUGAAUGAAGAAAAAUCAUCCUUUGCUGCCGUUAAAAAUGAUCUUUUGAUAAUGGAAACAAAACUGAACGAAUCUCAACACAAAGUGAAGAGGCUGGAGCACAAAUAUGAAACUUUGGAAUCAAACUUUAAGACCUCUGAAACACAAAUUAAAGAGCUAAAGGCUCAGUUGGAAAACAAAGAAAUAAAUAAUGCUGCUCUGAAAGCAACUUGCAUGGACAUGGAUAGUCAGCUUGAUGCGUUUGAGAACUUAAAUGAAGACCUAAGGAAAGAGAAAGCUAACUUGGAAGAAAGAGUACAUCACUUAAAGGAAGAGUUAGAUCAAGCCAAAGCAGACUUGAAAACCACUCGGAUAGAAUUAAAUGAAGAACGGUCUUUAAAAAUUGCAGCUGAAAGCAAAUUGAGCAUAGUAACCAAAGAUUUCGAGGAAGCUAAGAAAGAGCAGGAUGAGUGGAAAAGCAAAACUUUUUUGAUCGAAAAUCAACUUAGAUCUUUAGAAAUAGAGCUGGAUGAGAAGAAAGAGAAGUUUUUCAUGCUGGAAGAAGAUUUUGACAAGUACCAAAAACAUGCAGAAUUGCUUGCCAAUGAAAAUAUUAGUCUCAAAGAAGAGCGGUCAAACCUACUCACACAGAUUCAUAGUGGACGAGAAAAGAUUUUCGACUUGGAAGAGAAGGUUAAUUCUUUGCACAAAAAAGUCUCUGAAUUACAAAGUCAUCUCACGAAUGCUGAAACAGAGUAUAGACAGAAAGAAAUAAAGUAUGAAUCCACAGUUCAACAACAAAACAAGUUGAUAAACUUCCUCCAAAAUCACAUCGAUGGUUUAAAGAAAAAGAAGAGAACCUUCGCAGAAAAAUUGCUGAGAUCUCCCAACAAGGAAAAUCUUGAUCACAAAGUUCCCUCAACAAUAAUCACAUCUGGCUUCCGACAACCGAACUCGAUGACCACAAAAACACUCAGUCUUGGGAAAGAAUCUUGUUACCGAGGAAUUUUACCUGGGCUUGGAGAAAGUAAAAAAAGAAUGACCAAUCCUUUAUCCGACAAAAAUAAUAAGACAACGGCGGAGGGAAAGAACUUGAGUGCAACUGAUAAACAGAAAAUGAUGCCCAAAGGAUCACUUUCUAAACCAGUAGUUCCAGCAAAAACGUAUGAGUUGAAACAGAGCGGCUUGCCACAAUGCUACAAAGGAGAGAUUCUACGGUUUUUUGACAAGACAGAAAAACUGCAAAUCAAUUGUAUUGAGCAAAUAAAGGAUUCGUUAUACCUCCUGGGUUGCGAUGAAGGUUUGUUCUCAUUACGCACGCCUCCUACAGAAAGGAAGCAAAUAGUCAAAAUCUCUGGAGUUUCCUUUGUCACACAAAUCGCUCUUUUGAGGAAGUUAGACAUGGCGCUUCUAAUUUCUGGUGAAUCAAGCUCAAUGACAAUUUGUAAUUUACGGCAAUUACUGUGUAAUGUGGAAGCAGCGGAGUGCUCCAAACCAACAAUUGAAGUCAGCUCUCUUUACGAUAAUACAGUUUUUGCUCCUGAUGUUGUCCAUCCACCAAAGCUAGAAGCAGCUGGACUGACCAAUUGUUACACCUUCUCCGUAUCCCCAUGUAAUUCUUACCUGUGCGUGGCCAGUGCAGGUUACAUAACAUUUCUCAAAUGGAAGACUCUGUCCUUUCAGUGCAUCAAGCAGAUUAAAUCGGAGCAACCUGUCAGUUGGUUCACUAUUUUUCCCGACCUUGUUAUAUUUUCAACCGACAAACUGUACCGCAUGGAGCUCAGUUCUGGCCUCUUUGUUAUUGAACCGUUCCUUGAUCAAAUGGAUGUCUCCCUGUCAUACUUAAAUAAGAGAUCUUCUUCUGGACCAUACCCAAUGGCUGUUUUCGAAAUUAGUCCUAAUGAAGAAUAUCUUGUAUGUUUCAACAUAUGUGGAGUUUUUGUCAAUACACAUGGCAAACGAUCUCGAGAUGAUGACAUCAAAUGGAGUCAUCUUCCUCUAGCUUUUGUUUACUCGGAACCAUUGCUCACUGUAGUCCAUUUUUCAUCCGUGUCUGUGAUGAAGAUCUCUGCAACCCAUAGUAUGCGAAUGAGCAACUCCUCCUCAGGAAGUGGCAGCUCUCCAGAUAUCGUCAAUAUUGGGUUCUCAUCUUUAAGAUUAUUAGGUACAAGCAAAAGACAUUCUAGAAUAUUCCUGAGUAAUAUGGAAAACCGUGGAUUGAGUAUCAUUGAUUUCAACCCAGGGCAUCUUUUCAAGGACGAUUGUGACGUCUUGUCGUACGUUUCCUCAGACACCGGCUCUAGUUCUUGUCCUGCAUCCAGUGAUUUAGCUCUAAGAAGGGAAAUUGAGGCCUUGGAUUUAAGUGCAGACUUUAGUUUCUCUUCCUCACUAAAUAGAUCUUUAGAAACAUCUUCCGACAUUUCAGCAUCUUUUCCAAAUCUUGACAACCUCCCGCCAAAAUCUAAUCGUCAAGUUCGAUUCCAUAAUGUCUCAACUGCUAUGUAAGUCAUAGCUAUACUGGUAGGUCUCAUCACAUACUCCUCUUAUUCCUACUUAAAUAAUUUUACCUCGGUGCCGCACUAAAAUACGGUUUUGUACAAAUUGAAUUUUGUCUAAUUUAUUAUUGGACACUCUUUUUUUUCUAUAUUUGUUAGUUGACAACUUAAGAGGAAUUGAAGCACAUACAAAAUGUAUACAACUAGACUCUGUUUUUAAAUCCCUGACUGAUUUUUUGCUCAAAAAGCUGUGUUUUGUGUAAAUAGUUCUAACUAGACCUCCUUGUCUUAGGCAUCAACAAAAUACAGUUUUUCACCUCAUCUUUUGAAAAUAAGUUGUCCACUGUUAUUGGGAUUUAUUUUUAUCAUUAUCUAUAUCAUUUAAACAAAGCAAAGUUCUGAUAUUGAGUUCAUGAUCACAGUAGAUCCCUCAUUUAAAAAUACAGGAAUCUUCUAUUAUUGAUCAAAAUGAGCUCUCAUUUCAUGUAAGUGGGUUCCUGGAUCCCCUUGAAGACUGUAAUCUCAGAUGGUUGUUUAUGACGCUAUAUAAGAUUAUUGUAAAGUCCGUUUCUUGCAUAAUGUUUUCAAAUUUUUAUGAAGAAAAAUCUUCAAAAAAAUUUGAUAACUUUUAGUUUGGGGGAAGUGGACCGCAGGUGUCUGACGUUACUGUACAUCUUAACAAAGAAGUCGUGGAAGUAUUCUGAGCGACCAGCAUGAGCAUUUUAAAAAAUACAGCUAUGCUGAAAAUCAUUUUAUUUUCAUAGAUACAUAUUUUUAAAAUAUUUUAGUUGUCACAUUUUUUUUCACUAGCUUGAAACUAAGCAGAACCAAUUUUCAUGUGUAUCUUUCUUUAAGAGAUUCAGUUGCCUCAUUUCAUAGUCUCUUAAGUGAUCUCAUUCUCUUCAAAAUUAUGUUAGCAUUUUCAAAUGAAGAGAAUAAUCCAAUCAUGCAUGUAAAUUUUUCAAUAGUUGUUCUUUAUGUUUACAUGUAAAUUGACCUGUUUCUUUUUAUCUUUUAAAUCAAUAAUGUACUUUUUUACUCUGGUAUUUCUUUUAUUGCUAGGGAGUAAAUUUACCUAGCAAUUUCAAUUCAAAGUUCGCCUGCCAAAAUCUUCUUGUGUUCUUUUUUUUUAAAAAAAAAUAAAAUGAUAGUAAAAAAAUAAAGAAAAUGUACCAAUAUCUUA